Messenger RNA from Brenthis ino (lesser marbled fritillary), 5343 nucleotides. The record is from the annotation of a GenBank genome assembly. NCBI's taxonomy places the organism in Eukaryota, Metazoa, Arthropoda, Insecta, Lepidoptera, Nymphalidae.
AUGGCUGAAAUGCUAAAACAUUGGCUUUCUCAAAGAUUACAAAGGCCAAUAUCAUGGGAAGCUGAAGAAUUUGGAGAAAAAAUGAAAAAUGGAUAUGUAAUUGCUUCUGUUCUCCGAAGCUAUCACGUAAUUAGUGACGAUAAAUAUUAUCUUAUGAGACCGAGCAAUGUUGAUGAAGAUGUUAAAAGAAAUUGGAAAUACCUUAAAGAAUGGCUUCGUGAUAUUGAAAUUAAUAUAACUGACAUUGAUAUGUAUAGUAUCAUGAGUGGAAAGGGUUCUACGUUGCUUCGCUUAUUUUAUCAACUUUUUCUCCAUUUAGACAAGAGAGACCGUACUAAUUUUAUUAAGCAAGAAAGAAAAGCUACAUCAAGCUUAAUAGAAAAAAUAGGGCAUCGUUUCGUUGUUGAAAAGCUACAUGAAGUUCAAGAGCCAUCCAUCGAUGAUUUGUCUAAGCCACUAUUAGACCAAAAAAUGUUUAUUGAAUGGCAAAGAAAAAAAGAAAAAGAAGUCAAAGAAAUGUACGAUUACAUGCGGCAUAAAUAUUCAAAAGUUAUUGCAAAAAUAGAAGAAUCUAAUAUACCUAUAAAACACCAAGUGCCUAAUCUAAAAAAGAUAUCCAACAAAGAUAAAAAAGAUAUGGAAAAAUUCUCACUGAAGUAUCCUUGCGAAUUUCGUAACUAUACGUAUGAAGAAUUAGUUGAAUUAGAAGAAAAAGCGAUAGAAAGAAAGAAAUCACUGAUAGAUUCAGACUGGGCAAGAAGUUAUAUGGAUAACCUUUACGUUAAAAUACACAACAAAGCUGAUUCUGAGGAAUUUCAAAAACAAUUGACCAAUGUUAUUAGUGGAUCAUUAUGGGAUUUGUCUGUAGCUGAAGAAGAAUCAAAAUUAGACACAGAACUAGCCAAAAAAGUGAUGAAGUUAUCGCAGUUUGAAAAACAAAUGUGUACACAAAUUAUGGAAACUAAACAGCAAGCUCGUAAUUUAGUCAGGAAUAGAAUUGCGAGUCAAGACGAGUUUAAUGAUCAAAGAACAGAACAAUUUAAUCAAUUCCUUAAUAAUGUAAAGGAAGAAAUUAAUUUAGGUCUUAGUGAAAUUGAUUUUGAAAAGCACAGACAGAAUAUGCUACACAAAAAACUGUAUGCUGAAAAAAUGAAAAGAAAAAGACAACAUUAUUAUGAGAUUUGUUACGAUACAAUGCUUUCUAUUAUUGAUUUUACCACCAAAUAUGCUUAUUUUAAAAAAUUACUAGAGGAUGACAUCCCUGACCAUUUUAUACAUGAAUGGAAAUUAUUAUAUUAUAAGCAGCAACCAAUAUUUGAUAUUCUUGACCCAAUAGAAAAUAUUCUAAAAGAAAUUUCUCAAGAAGAAGAGAUACUUGAUCAAGAAGAAAUAAUACAUUUAGAACUAGAUAGACAAGAAACUUUGAAUGAAAGCGAGUUCUUUGAUUAUCAUAAUUAUUCAUAUCCAUGGACAUUGGAUUUUCUAAUACCAAAUUACGACCCAGAAUCAGAAGACAGAAAAUUUGAAUAUUUAGGAGCCCGAAUACUAGGGCAUGUAGUAUAUACGUUGCUUGAAAUUAAAUAUCCUUAUCCUCCACAAAAAAUUCCAGCCAAUUUGCCUAAUUUCUCAUCAAAAGCUAUCGUACGUGGUAUUCCCGAUAGACUAAUAACAUCAGCUAUGCAAACACUUUUGUCUGUACAAAAAAUACACGUCGUACGAUUGGAAUCAGCUAUAAAUUUUUGCCUCAGAAAGUUUAAGUCUGAAAUGAUUGGAUGUACAGAUAUUGAAUUGUCGUAUGAUAAAUUUAUAGGAGCAGCUCAAGAAGAAGAAGAAAAAGAAUUAAUAAAAUUAAUGAAAGCAGAAGAUGAAAUGUUGGUUAAGGGUAGUGAUGCUAAUGUAAUAGCGUUAUCAGGACAAUUGAUUGUUAAUAUUAAACAAACGCAAACACCAAAAACAAUUCCUGAGGAAGAUAUAACUUUAUCUAUUCCUGCAGACCUUGGUCGGUAUGCUUAUCAGUGUUUGAACUUUGGUGAUUCUCUUACCGACCACUUGGUCUCUGCUAUUAUAGUUGAAUAUAUAAAAGAUCAAGAAAAUAUUAAUGGAUUUGUGAUUAUAAAUUAUCCUAAUACUUAUCGCGAGGCACAAAUUUUAGAAGAAACUUUUUUAGGGCGGGCACCACCUGAUGAAAAUGAGCUGGAAGAUAAAGAUGAAAUUUACCUUGAAGAAAGUAUUAUUAAACACAGAAAGAAAGAAAAAGAUCCCUAUAAAAAUCUAAGAACAUCGAAACUAGUUAACGAUCCACACAAAAAAAGGAACUUUAAACCAUUUAGUAGUUAUUUUACUUGCUAUUUAAAUUUAAAAGAAACCGAUGAUAUUCUCCAAGAGUUUGUUAUAUGGAGUUUAACAGAAGAAAAUUCUGAACUUAUUGAUAGAUUUUAUGCCGUAAUGGGAAUCAAUUAUAGUAUGUACUACGAAAUAAUUGAAAAAGAGCAACUGGCGCUUAUAUGUAAAUAUAUUAUUGGAGAUUACGCAAUGCAUAUUAAGUCGACUGAUAAACUAUUCGGUGAAAACGUUUUAAGCAGCCUCGAUUUCCCUACAUCCGAUGAUAAACGAACUAAGUCUAAAAUUGUGAAACCAGAAAUAUCGAAUGGAAAAUCAAAAGAAAGAUUACGACGUAGUGCGAAAUUAAGUCGGUUAUCUUUCACUAACGAGUUACAAAUUGUAAAGGCACCUGAAUCUUUCAAUGAUAUUAAUGAAGAAUCAGUGUUGGAUUUGAAUGAAAAAGAAAAUGAAAAUAAGUUGUCAGCAACAACAGUUAGUUCACAAGAGAUUAAGUUAUUAGCUGGAGAAGAGGACUGGAUAUAUGGUGAUAUACAAAUACCUGAGGGUAUAGGAAUAGCAAUAUCGACUUGUUGGGAAGAAAUAGAAAAAACUUAUAUACACGAUAUCCAACAAUUAUUUUUUGCGAAAAGAUUACAGAUGAAUUGUAUCAUACCAUAUACCAGAUUUCUUAAAAAUAAAAUGGAUCAAAUAAUUACUCUUCCAUCUCACAAGCAAGAUUUAGUCAGUAGUUUUCAGAAGGAAUAUAAUGAUUUUGAAAAUGAUUGGCGUGACAUUUAUUUGACUAAGAAUGAAUGGCAUUGCAGAAUAAAAGAAUUGCAAAACAGAUUAUUUAAAAUAUGUGAUGAGCGAAAGCUUUUUGCCGAACAACAAAGACAGGCACUUAUAUAUGAAAAUUGGACAAUGGAAGAAUUAACCACGCUGGCCAAUACAUAUAUUUCAUGCAUGCAAGCCGAAUUAAAUAGAUCAAUUUUGACAUACCAAACUAUGCAUGAUUUUUAUUUCGCUAUGAUAAAGCGGUCUCCCCCCAACGACAGAUUAGUAUCUAAAGAACUCACAAAAAUAUUUAAAGAAACAGAUGAGACUUCUGGGAGCAAGAAAGGGGGCGAAGAUAAAUUAUUUAGACAGCUAAAAAAUUGCUUUCAAGAUAUGCAAAUGAAAAAUAUUGAAAUUGAUUACAGUAACAAUCCUUUCAACAUGAUUAUUGAAAAUAAUGUUAAAUUUGCGUUAAAAUUUAUAAAAGAUACAAAUGAUUCUUAUCGAUCCCUAAUUAGUAGAGAAUACAGUGAAAUAGCAAAAAUAGUUCCUCCAAUUAAAAAAAAGGAAGAAAACACUUCAGAAGACUCAAUUAGUUCUGAAGAAAUAUUUAAGAGCAACGCUUUAAAGUGCAUAGAAGAAUGGACGAUGGGUAUCAAUGGGGAAAUGUUCAGAGCUAACUUACGCUUAUUGGCUUUACAAUACAAAUGCUAUAGAGAUAUGAAGCUAUUUAAUGAUAAUAUUUUUAAAGCAUUUACCGAUAUCCAGAAUGAUAUAAAUCAUUAUUAUUUAAAUGAAAUUAAGGCAGUUGAUCGCCUUUGUAAAUAUUUACAAAUUGCUGUUGAAAACGGCAAGAAAAUACCAGAAAGUCUUAUACUUGAACAAGAUUUAUUCGUCAUAGAUCCAAAUGUUUUACAGUUUUCGGAACCGCAACCAGAACCAUAUGUUGACAUUUCACAUGAAAUUGUCUCUGAUAUGGAAUUUAAAAUUAGCCAAUUAGCUAGAUUACGUGAUCAAUUUAAAAUUUUAGCUCCGACGGGUAUUGCUCUGCAGCAAGCAUUUAUUUAUUUGAUACAAGACUUUAUAUUUUUCGGCAGAGAGUCUUGUGACGGCCCUAUGUUUCCUGAAGCUUGGAAACAUGUAGACCCUGAACAAAUACCUAAAUUAGUAUUUUUAUUAUUUGGUGACACUGCUUACAUCGAUUGGCGAGAUUUUUUAAUAUAUUGUCUAAAUUUUACAUUCCCUACUAUAGAUGAACUAUUAUUGCUACGAAAGAAGUUCCGUUGUGAAGACUUUGAAUCUACUGAAUUGAUUUCCAGAAACAAAUUCUUGGAACAGACGCUUUGGUUUGAAAAAGAUUUAAAUCCCGAAAGUAGAAAUGCUAAUUUAAGAAAUAAUUUAUCCAAACAUUUCCUUUUUGAAUUAUUUGAAAGUGCAGAAAAUUUAAUGAAUUACUCUGCAUUUUUGCUAGCUUUUUGUAAGGGAUCGAAUCCGAUCGAAGGUUUUGUAAUGGCUUUAUCGAUUGCUAUAGGGAAAAAGAUAUGCUAUUCACUAGAGGAGUGUCAAGAAAUUGUUUGUAAGUUAAUUAGAGAAAAGAUGUACAGGGAUGAAUGUCUAGCUUGUGCAAAUAAAUGCACAGCGCAAUUUUUAAAUAAAUUAAUUAAUAAUGUGGUAAAUAUAUGUGAAGGCACGACUAUUGUCGAAUUAGAAUAUACUGAGCGUCCACCUGAAAUGGACAAGAAAGGUAAAAAGAGUAAAAUUGGUACAAAAGCUAAGAAAAUCGAAAAUGUACAAAGUGCAAAAUUACCCAAAGUACAGAAAAGCCUAACAAGCCGUAGUAAAGCGGGACCAUCUAUAACUGAUAUGCAAAUGACAUAUAUCUGUAAGCCAUGUGAAGAGGAUGUUGAAGUAGUGGAAGGCAAGGCACCAGAGAAAGAAGAAAUACAGGAAGAGGUUAUAGCAGAACCAGAGCCAGAUCCUAAUUUGGCUUACGCAGUUAGUCAAUCGGCCAUUUACAAUGUGCUUAAUAUUUGCUUACCUUGGUACUUCGAAUUAGUACCAGAAGAAAAGGUCACACCAUAUAUAGAACAAGUAAAGGAAAUAUUAAAGCGCCUCGAAGAAGACACUGACAAUAAAGAUAUUUACGUGUGUAAAUUUGUAAAUGAACCCAAUGUUUGUAAAUUACUUCACAGCACCAAAAAAUUUGUUGCUCUUAAUCUAGCAGAUGAAAUUCGUAAAGUGUUUAUG